This is a messenger RNA of Closterium sp. Naga37s-1, 612 nucleotides long. Lineage: Eukaryota; Viridiplantae; Streptophyta; Zygnematophyceae; Desmidiales; Closteriaceae. The record is from the annotation of a GenBank genome assembly.
AUGCCGCCGCACGCGCGGACCAGCGCCGCGCGGAGAGCGGUGGGCACCGCGGGUUCCGCGCGCAGCAUGCGGUACUUCCCGCUGGUGGGCCCCGCCGUGCUCGGCGCGCUGUACCUGCUCUCGCUCCUCGCGCGACGGGGGGCGAAACCCGCCGCCGUCGGCGCAAGCACGCAGUGGCUAUCCAUCGCCUACCACCCGUCGGGCGACGGCGUGCUGCUGCUCCUCGCGCCGCCCGCCUCGUCCGCCGCGCCCCUCCCCGCGCCCUCCCCCCCUGCCGGAGCGGCGGCAGCAGCGGCUGCAGCUGCCGGCGGUGGAGGUGGGGGGGGCGCGCGUGCAGGGGCUCGUGGUGGACGGCACUGGGCGCAGCGCCACGUGGCAGGCAGGCGGGGAGGCGGAGGGAGUCGCUACAACCCCUCCUACGCCCAGCCCGCCGGGCAGAACGCCUCUGCUGCGGCCGCGCUGCCGGCGGUGGCGGUGAGGGCGAGCAGGCUGAGCGAGCACGCGGUGGUGGUGACGUGGGAGGUCACCACGCCGCUGCUCUUCCCCGAUGGCCUUCACUUCACCCUGCGGGUGAGCAGCGGGGGUGUGGGGGGGAGUAGUGAGAAGAGGUGA